Molecule: messenger RNA, 2108 nt
Organism: Penaeus indicus
Lineage: Eukaryota; Metazoa; Arthropoda; Malacostraca; Decapoda; Penaeidae
Exons: 7
Coding region: 624-1985 (453 amino acids)
Source: RefSeq, a predicted model, not a curated record
CCAUAUCUCGUGUGGCCGCGCCUUUACUAGGGUCACUUGGCCUGCCACAGCUGGGAUAUUGGCCACGCAGAUAUCCCACGAGCGUUGGGUUAUCUCUCUCUCUCUUUCUCUCUUGUUUUUUUUUUCUUUCUUUCUCUCAUGCGCUCUCUCUCCCGAAGCCGAGAAGUGCGUCCACGAUUUGUGCGAAGGAGGCCGUGAGUUGGCGAAUUCAGGAGGACAGCCGAUGCGAUCUUGUGUGUCUGUGUUGCUCAUUUCAGUGUUGGGUUUGGCGCUCGUGUUAAAGUGACUCGGUUGAAUCGCGGGCGUUCGUUGCCGGAUUAAGUCUCGUGGUCUGGUUCUGUUGCGUUUUGAUUCGUUUUGCUUGAUUCCUUGUACGUAAAGCAGCAGCGACGGCCGAUUAGUGGUGGUUUUCAGUGGGGACGCGAAGGCGAAAUUGCGCAUCAGAUUUCCCUUGACCUCGAGUCCAGGUGCAGAUUCAGUGUCAAUCGCCUUUAGUCUUCACACUCCUUCGAGGCUCACCUUGAAGACAUCACUCUCGAGGAAGAGAAAGCAGCCCCACCUUCUUGAAGAAAGAGAGACUUCGAGCUCCUUCCUCCUCUCGGAAACGCCCCCAGGACGCCAGGAUGAAGCCUCGCCGAAACCGCGUCCUUUGCCUGUUGCUCUUGAUGGCGUCGGGGAUCCUGCAGGACGCCACCGGGGAGCCGAUCGUGGCCAAGUGUCCCCCGAGUGACGCCGAGGACACCUCCAACGAGUUCUGCAAGUGCGACCAGAACCCCUCGAGGAGCAACCGCAUCAUCACCAUCAAGUGCAAGUUCAACUUCAAGGAGGACGUCCUCCUGACGGACGAGCUCUACCCCUUCCGCAACCAGACCCUCAUGACCGCCUACGUGCGAGUCGAGAACGCGUCGAGUGUCCACGUGACGGAGAGCUUCCUGAGGGAGUGGCAGCAGGCGCCCUCCAUCGCCCUGGACGUGUGGCGCGGCGGCAACCUCACCCUCGACCCCACGCCCGAGCACGACAACAUCAAGAGGUUCGCCUCCUACAAGACCUUCGUCGGCGUGGGCAUCGUGAAGUGCUACGUGCCCGAAAUACCCACGAUGUUCCUGCGCGACCGAGCCCGAGGAGGUUUCCGGCUGAAGGGCAGUCGCGUCGGAGUCCUCAGGGAGGGCUUCCUGCACAAUAUUGAAGAGAUGAGGUACCUUGUUUUCGAAGACACAGUCGUGGACAAAGUAGUGGGUUCUGUUGCGACUGAGGGCUACGUGACCCUCAGUAAGCGAGAACUGCACAGCUGGAUUGGUCUUCGCCUCUCCAACGUCUCCAUAAACAGCAUUGCUAAAAAUGCCUUCAACCUCACACAUAAGUCCGACAUGGAGACAACUACGAUCGUCAACAGCUGGCUAGGGACCAUGGGAACGGGAGCUCUCACGGUGGCUGGAGAUGUUGCAGUCACCAUCACUGGCAACACCUUCCAGCAUCUCCAAAAAGAGGCUUUUAAGAUAGCCGUGACGGGGGAUGUCAAAUUUGAUGAAAAUGUAAUCGAGUCAUUUGAUCCUGAUGCUCUGGAGGGCUUGGUGUGCCACAAUCACACUUCCCUUGAGAGAAACACAGUCCAUGUGGGGAAGUUUGAUGGACUGGCUGUUAAUGCAUCAGCUGCUCCCUUCCAUGAAUCUUGUGGAAGCCCACAGCUGUUCAUGGUGGUGACGCCUCCCGCAUCCAGGGUAACAUCAGCUACAGCAGUGGCCACUUGGCUCAUUGGAGUGAUUCUCCUGGUGCUAGUAAUUGCCCUUGUAGCAGGUGUAAUAUACACCUGGAAGACUCAAGGGCUAGUAUUACGCUACUACACAGGAAGGGGAGCUCCUAUGUACCUUAAUGGGCGGAAGUCGUCCCAGGAGAACCUCCCAAAUAGUGCAGAGAUAAGUGCCAAUGCUGAAGCUGCAGAGACUGGCGUGUCAAACCCAAUGUACAAUACGACAGCACCGAGCUAAGGGUUUAGGUGUUUUGAAGGGUGAAUGUACGAAAGGGAGAAAUGGUUCUUUCUCCCUUGAAGUAGUAUGACACACAUGAAGUUUCUAGUUAUGUAAGAUAUAUAUAUAAAAGUAUAAAAAUGA